AAAGAUGCCCAGCUCGCUCUUCGCCGACAACAGCUUGCAGGGGGAUGCGCUGGACGAGCAGAGAGCCCUGCAGAUCGCCCUGGACCAGCUCUCCCUGCUCGGCUUGGACAACGACGAGAACCCGCUCUACGACAACCAGGAGCCCCGGAAGAGGAGCGUCAACAUGACGGAAUGCGUCCCGGUGCCCAGCUCCGAGCAUGUGGCAGAGAUUGUUGGCAGACAAGGUUGCAAGAUCAAAGCACUGCGAGCCAAGACCAACACCUACAUCAAGACCCCUGUUCGAGGUGAGGAGCCUGUUUUUGUGGUGACUGGAAGAAGAGAGGAUGUAGCUAUGGCCAGACGGGAGAUCAUCUCUGCUGCCGAGCACUUCUCCAUGAUCAGAGCCUCCAGAAACAAAAACACCAGCCUGAACGGGAGUGGUACCCCAGUCCCUGGACCACCUAACCUGCCCGGACAGACAACCAUCCAGGUGAGGGUGCCUUACCGUGUGGUGGGGUUGGUUGUUGGCCCCAAGGGUGCCACUAUCAAGCGCAUCCAGCAGCAGACCCACACCUACAUUGUGACACCCAGUCGAGAUAAGGAGCCAGUGUUUGAGGUGACGGGGAUGCCAGAGAAUGUGGACAGAGCACGUGAGGAGAUUGAAGCCCACAUCUCUAUGAGGACAGGAGGCCUUAUUGAGCUCCAGGAUGAAAAUGACUUCCAUGCUAACGGCACAGAUGUUGGCUUUGAUCUGCACGGGCAUGCCACCCUGUGGUCCAAGCCAAAUGGUGGGAUGACCCUCGUCCGUAAACCCUUCUCCAACUACCGCAACGACUCGUCCUCCUCUCUGGGCAGUGCCUCUACAGACUCCUACUUUGGUAAUAACAGUUCACGCAUGGCUGACUACAGCCCUCCCAGCCCCGCACUCAGUUACACCACCACCAACAAUAAUGGGAACAACAAUAACAACAACAUCAACGUCAACACCAAUGGCAACGGUUUCGUUUACGGAGGUGAGGUGAUCUCGCCUGACUGCACUGAUCUGACUUUUGACUCAUCACCAGGGUUUGACCCAACACAAGCCCCACCAGGUCUCCUGUGGUCCAAGAGUGAUAGUCGCAUAACCCCCUCCUCAACUGGAGGCAGCUCCCCCACCUCAACUUCAGCCAUGUUCCCCACCAAUACAUCCACUAAUGCUAAUGGGAUAGUGGCGAGUCAGAGAAGAGUUAAUGGAUGUACCCCACAGCCCAGACUGUCCCCUCCACUCCAUAACCAUACCGGAGGCCCCACUGAGCACCCUUUAGCCCGAAGGGUUCGUAGUGACCCGGUUGGUGGUCCGCUCAGUUUCCCUGGUUACCCCAGUACCAUUGCUUCCCUGCCGGGCCCUCACCUACCUGGGGUUGCAUGUGACUCCUCCGCCUCAUCCUCUUCCUCGUCUUCAUCCUCCUCCACCUCUUCAAGAACAAGCCGAAAGGGCAGCCGUGAUUGUUCGGUUUGCUUCGAAAGUGAGGUCAUCGCAGCGCUGGUCCCCUGUGGGCACAACCUCUUCUGUAUGGAAUGUGCCAAUCGAAUCUGUGAGAGGAGCGAGCCCAAAUGCCCUGUCUGCCACACCGGCGUCACUCAGGCUAUACGUAUAUUUUCAUAAGAAGUGAAACUCUUUGACUCGUCAGCGAGACAGGCUACAAUAACAACAACAGACUCCUCAUACUGCUUUAAUGGUAUCACCCAAUCAUCUGUAACGUGUACAUAGAUAUACAUAUGUAUGUGAGAGGCUGCAGUAUCUAGAAGGAGGGACAGACACCCUUUUUGGGCUAAGUCAUAGUUGUUAAUAAUAUACUGUAGCUUGGGGAAAUAUUUUCAACAUCUAAGUGCAUGUUUUAAAUAUUACAGCAUAGUAAUCAAUAGUUCUAGUAAAAUUGUACCCUAUAUUUAUGAAAUGAAGAGACACAAUGGGGUCAGGAUGGAGUUAAGUGGGUCAAACUGCAGCCGUUUGCGGGCUGAGCGUUCCAGUUUUGCCGACUGAAUGUAGUAAGAGGGAGGCCAUGGCUGGGAAACGUGGAGAGCUUCCAGCUAAACAGGACUAUUGACUUACAAGAUACUGCAGCUUGAAGUCAGAGACGGGGAGAGGAACAACAUAUCCUAUAUAUAUAUGUAUAGAAUAAGUUUCCACAAGUUGAAUGUUUUAAAUGACAUUAAUACAGAUUGAAGUAUUUUAUUCUU
Molecule: messenger RNA, 2199 nt
Organism: Platichthys flesus (European flounder)
Lineage: Eukaryota; Metazoa; Chordata; Actinopteri; Pleuronectiformes; Pleuronectidae
Gene: mex3b
Product: mex-3 RNA binding family member B
Exons: 2
Coding region: 5-1624 (539 amino acids)
Molecular function (GO): RNA binding
Source: RefSeq, a predicted model, not a curated record